CUCUCGAUGGCUUCGACCACUACCUGCACCAGGUUCACCGACGAGUACCAGCUCUUCGAGGAGCUCGGGAAGGGAGCUUUCUCAGUGGUGAGAAGAUGCAUGAAAAUUACCACAGGACAAGAGUAUGCUGCCAAAAUUAUCAACACCAAAAAGCUCUCUGCUAGGGAUCACCAAAAGUUGGAAAGGGAAGCCAGAAUUUGUCGCCUUUUGAAGCACCCUAAUAUUGUGCGGCUUCAUGACAGCAUAUCGGAAGAAGGAUUCCAUUACUUAGUCUUUGACUUAGUCACUGGAGGGGAACUGUUUGAAGACAUAGUCGCAAGAGAAUAUUACAGUGAAGCAGAUGCCAGUCAUUGUAUACAGCAGAUUCUAGAAAGUGUUAAUCAUUGUCAUCUAAAUGGCAUAGUUCACAGAGACCUGAAGCCUGAGAACUUGCUUUUAGCUAGCAAAUCCAAGGGAGCAGCAGUAAAAUUGGCAGACUUUGGAUUGGCUAUAGAAGUUCAAGGAGAACAACAAGCUUGGUUUGGUUUUGCUGGUACACCAGGCUAUCUUUCACCAGAGGUGUUACGAAAAGAUCCCUAUGGGAAACCAGUAGAUAUGUGGGCAUGUGGUGUCAUUCUUUAUAUUCUCCUGGUGGGAUAUCCUCCUUUCUGGGAUGAAGACCAGCAUAGACUGUACCAGCAGAUCAAAGCUGGUGCAUAUGACUUUCCCUCCCCAGAGUGGGAUACAGUGACUCCAGAAGCCAAAGACCUUAUCAACAAAAUGCUCACUAUCAACCCUGCCAAACGUAUCACAGCAUCAGAGGCACUGAAGCAUCCUUGGAUCUGUCAACGUUCUACUGUUGCCUCAAUGAUGCACAGACAGGAGACUGUAGAUUGCUUGAAGAAAUUCAACGCAAGAAGAAAAUUAAAGGGAGCCAUUUUGACAACCAUGCUGGCUACCAGAAAUUUUUCAGCAGCAAAGAGCUUACUGAAGAAACCUGAUGGAGUCAAGAAAAGGAAGUCAAGUUCGAGUGUUCAGAUGAUGAUAAACAACAAAACCAACGUAGUAACCAGCCCCAAAGAAAAUAUUCCUACCCCAGCGCUGGAGCCCCAAACUACAGUAAUCCACAACCCUGAUGGAAAUAAGGAAUCCACAGAAAGUUCCAAUACAACCAUAGAAGAUGAAGAUGUAAAAGCACGCAAACAGGAGAUUAUCAAGGUUACUGAGCAGUUGAUUGAAGCCAUCAACAAUGGGGACUUUGAAGCUUACACAAAGAUCUGUGAUCCAGGACUUACAUCUUUUGAACCAGAAGCUCUGGGUAAUCUAGUGGAAGGAAUGGACUUUCACCGGUUUUACUUUGAAAAUGCUUUGUCUAAGAGUAAUAAGCCAAUCCACACUAUUAUCCUCAAUCCUCAUGUCCAUCUCGUGGGUGAUGAUGCUGCCUGUAUUGCAUACAUACGGCUGACACAGUAUAUGGAUGGAAGUGGAAUGCCAAAGACUAUGCAAUCAGAGGAGACCCGGGUCUGGCACCGUCGUGAUGGAAAAUGGCAGAAUGUGCAUUUUCAUCGUUCAGGGUCACCAACAGUACCUAUCAAUUAAAAAUCAACGGUGCCACUCUUGCGUUCUCCAUGCUCAGUGCACCUGGUUGGUUACCAUCUGGGCCAUCCUGUUCUCCUCUUCAUGCAUGUUUCUGAGAGCAUGAAGUUGUGAAGGUUCUACAUGUAACACAUUUUGCAAUGCAUCAUUUGGUUGUAUAUUCCAUCCGUCCAUUGUUAACUCUUCAAUGAAGGAAAUGUUUCAUGCAAAUUGAAAUGACAAAGCAAAAAAAAAAAACAUUCACAGUACAGUAGUAGGUUCAGCAACGUUAGUCAUUUUUAUCUAUGUAUGCCAAGUAUUGACAAACAUCUUUAAAAUUACAAUGUUUGCAAAAAGCAUAUCCCCCCCCCCCACACACACACACACACACACACUUUAAGAACUUUUUUUUGCUCCUCUCCGUCUCCCUCUCCCUUCCCCCUAUGGGAUUUGCAUUGGUUAUAGUAGAAAAAGAUGUAAUUUCCACUGACAGCUGUGUUACUGUAAAACAGUUUUAUUGCAGUAUUUAGCUGGACAAAAUCACUGGUGAAUGUGGAAGGAGGAAUAUGUUGGCGUUAUACCAGUUGAAGCCAUCUUAGUUAUUACUCAACUGUGUAAACUGGAAAAAUUGCAUCAUUUGCUGGCUUGAUCACUUUUGAAUUAAUUUUCACUGUUCUGGCUAGUCAGCUUCAUUUUUUUCUUGAAUCUUUACCUUUGCUUUCUUGCUAUGGUAACUGAAAAUUUAUAUCGGAUGAAUGAAGAGCUAAAUUAAAAUUUGUGGGGAACUGAGCGGUGAAUGGGAAAUAGUUUUUGAUGAUUACAAGAAAGGGUAAAAUAAAAUAGAUUUUUAUCACUUUUAGGGUGUACAGUAAAUUUAUUAAGGAGGCUUUAGAGAAUUUUUUAUUUUGUUUAUGCUGUAGUCCAGAUGUGUGGUUAAUAUACUCUACAAAUAUUAGGCCUUAAAAGCUUAGUAUGAAGAGUUUGUUUACUUGAUUAUAGCUGCUUCUUCUCUGGAAGGCUAUUAUGAAUACACCAAUUUUUAAUACCGUAACACUUUACCACAGUAGGAUUUUCUUGGGGGGGGUAGUUCCAUUUGCUCUUGGCUUAUUAAAUUGUUACACAAUGUGGAAUAUUAGGGGCAACAACUCCUGCAGCAUUACUAACAGUUUAAUUUCUAUCCUUCUGCUGCAAACACCUGUACAGUAAGCAGGGAACACUCUCAAUAUCCAUUUAGAACAGUUAUUUUGUGACCUGGACUGUCUUCGCUUCUCUCGCAUACCUGUGAAAAUACAUAUAUUCCUGCAAGUAUUUAGAUUUCUUUCCCCCCCAUUUUUAAUAGAAUAAAUACAGGGAUUGCCCAGUUUCUUUUUGGUUCUUCAUUGUUUUAUUACCAAUGGGGCUAACUGUUUUUUGCAGCGCUGUAUAGUGCAUGAUAUCUCAAUCAAUGUUCUUUUUAGCAAUUACAAUGUACUACUCAGCAGCCUGAUGUUUUUAAAAUGGGAAAGCUUCCUAAUUUGUAUAAUUUCACUUUUCUGUGUUGAUUCCUAAUCAAAAGCAGUUCUUAAACACUUUGAUGUUGUUACUAGUGGAUGUACGGUAAAUGGAUUUAAGCUUCUCUGGUAACUAUUACCUGAUUUAAAACAAUAUAUAUUUAAAAUAAGCAUCUACAGUAAAUGUGUUGAGCCAUAUUAACCUGCCAAUGGGAUCUGUGAAAAAGUCAUGGCCUCAUUUUUAUCUCUUAUUAAUUUCUUUACUUUUUUUUGUGAAGCGGCUAUAAGUGGCAUAAAUGUAUUUAAAAUUAUCAAAUUAGGUGUAGGGUGUUUUUUUAUACUUCUACCAUAGCAUGUGGUGUUGAUGUAUUACUGUAGAUCAAGUUUGUCUUCCACACCAAGAUGUGAGGAAAUUGUGACUCGUUCUCUCCACCACAACUGAAUUAUACACUUACCUUCUGUCAUUUUGGAACACUGCAGUUUACCAUGAGACACAGUGUACAUAGUUCUUGCCAUAAUGGUAAAUGACUGAUAUAUUUAAGAAUUAAUAAAUUUGUGAUUUCUGCUGACAUUGCGCUUGUGUUUUCCUUUCACAGUAAGCUGGAUACUGCAAAGCCCUAAAAAAAAAAUAAAAAAAUCACAGGAAAAUAUGAAGUUUCUAUUUCUGGCUAUGAAUUGAAUUGAUACAAGCUAAAGUAUUUUUACAGAUCAAAAUUGGGGAAUACAGAUCAUAGCUUUUCUGAUCUGUCUAGUUUUGCACAAUUUUUUGUC
Messenger RNA from Alligator sinensis (Chinese alligator), 3815 nucleotides. RefSeq names its product calcium/calmodulin dependent protein kinase II delta (gene CAMK2D). The record is from RefSeq and is a predicted model, not a curated record. Gene Ontology annotation, biological process: protein phosphorylation. Gene Ontology annotation, molecular function: calmodulin binding; calcium/calmodulin-dependent protein kinase activity; ATP binding. The transcript has 21 exons. Lineage: Eukaryota; Metazoa; Chordata; Crocodylia; Alligatoridae. The coding region runs from base 7 to 1578 and encodes 523 amino acids. Gene Ontology annotation, cellular component: cytoplasm; neuron projection.